Messenger RNA from Pecten maximus, 4456 nucleotides. Its product is annotated as ice nucleation protein-like. Lineage: Eukaryota; Metazoa; Mollusca; Bivalvia; Pectinida; Pectinidae. The transcript is spliced from 4 exons. Bases 1 to 4233 code for a protein of 1410 amino acids. The record is from RefSeq and is a predicted model, not a curated record.
AUGUUUUUCAACGAGGUUGUCGCCAACUAUUACAAAGACAUCCCGCCUCAAAAUGACUCUAGCUGUUCACAGGGUGAUGAACCUAGUAAGCAAGCAAGCAAAUUAGCACAUCAGGGCAUCCACGGGAACACGUGUCCCUCUGACUCCGCCCACCAUUCACGCCCAGGCGACAGUAAAGACUACUGCUAUUGGCUGAUUCACACGGAACAAUCCGCCGAGGACAGCAACGCUCUUUGCCAGGAGAAUGGCGGAAUACUCUCCACCAUACCUGAUCAAGAUGCCCAAUUAUUCGUGGAGAAAAUCAUCAUGUCUAAAGACGAUCAUUUUGAAGCAUAUAUCGGCAUCAACGACAUUGUGGAAAACAAUGUUUAUCGAACGUAUGACGGGGAGAUACAGACGUACUUCAACUGGGCGGAUCAUUUUCUAGACAACAUUCCCGACUACCAAUGUGUCGUCAUUUCCAGAAAGUCGCAUCUGAAAUGGAAUGACAUUUUCUGCUAUUUCAACAAACAGGCAAUCUGUUCUAAGUCUAUCCCAAGGGAUGGAAUCGUUCAGUCUGUCACAUCUUAUAACCAGACGUCUGUUACACCACGCUAUGAAGCCGGAGAUAAUUCUGUCAAUUCUUAUACGAACCGUAAGAUCACGACCAGUAAUCCCUUAGCGUCGCGACAACCACAAGUUUUAUCGUCUUUAAAUAACACUGAUGCCGGAAUGGAUUCUGAUUCUGUUGUGUCAGACCUAUCGGUGAAUCAGGGGUCAGAUACACCAGUGACACAUGGGUCAGAUACACCAGGGAAUCAGGGGGCAGAUACAACACUGAAUCAUGGGUCAGAUACACCACUGACUCAAGGGCCAUAUACACCAGUGACUCAAGGGUCAGAUACACCAGUAAAUCAGGAGUCAGGUACACUAAUGACACAAGGAUCAGAUACACCAGGGAAUCAGGGGGCAGAUACAACACUGAAUCAAGGGUCAGAUACACCAGUGACUCAAGGGCCAUAUACACCAGUAAAGCAGGGGUCAGAUACAUCAAUGACACAAGGAUCAGAUACAUCAGUGACUCAGGGGUCAAAUACAUCGGUGGAUCAGGGGUCAGAUACAUCAGUGAAUCAUGGGUCAGUUAAACCAAUGACACAAGGGUCAGAUACAUCGGUGAAUCAGGGGUCAGAUACAUUGGUAAAUCAGGGGUCAAGUACAUCGGUAAAUCAGGGGUCAAAUACAUCGGUGAUUCAAGGGUCAGAUACAUUAGUGAAUCAGGGGUCAGAUACAGCAACGAUGCAAGAGUCAGAUACACCAGUGACUCAAGGGUCAGGUACAGCAGUGACUCAAGGUUCAGAUACAUUAGUGAAUCAGGGGUCAGAUACACCAAUGAAUCACGGGUCAGAUACACCAGUGACACAGUGGUCAGAUACACCAGUGACUCAAGGGUCAGAUACACCCGUGACACAAGGGUCAGAUACACCAAUGUCACAAGGGUCAGAUACACCAGUGACUCAAGGGCCAUAUACACCAGUAAAGCAGGGGUCAGAUACAUCAAUGACACAAGGAUCAGAUACAUCAGUGACUCAGGGGUCAAAUACAUCGGUGGAUCAGGGGUCAGAUACAUCAGUGAAUCAUGGGUCAGUUAAACCAAUGACACAAGGGUCAGAUACAUCGGUGAAUCAGGGGUCAGAUUCAUUAGUGAAUCAGGGGUCAGAUACAUUGGUAAAUCAGGGGUCAAGUACAUCGGUAAAUCAGGGGUCAAAUACAUCGGUGAUUCAAGGGUCAGAUACAUUAGUGAAUCAGGGGUCAGAUACAGCAACGAUGCAAGAGUCAGAUACACCAGUGACUCAAGGGUCAGGUACAGCAGUGACUCAAGGUUCAGAUACAUUAGUGAAUCAGGGGUCAGAUACACCAAUGAAUCACGGGUCAGAUACACCAGUGACACAGUGGUCAGAUACACCAGUGACUCAAGGGUCAGAUACACCCGUGACACAAGGGUCAGAUACACCAAUGUCACAAGGGUCAGAUACACUAAUGACACAAGGUUCAGAUACACAAGUGACUCCAGGGUCAGACACAGCAGUGACUCAAGAGUCAGAUACAUUAGUAAAUCAAGGGUCAGAUACACCAAUGUCACAAGGGUCAGAUACACCAAUGACACAAGGUUCAGAUACACCAGUGACUGAAGGGUCAGAUACACCAGUGACUGAAGGGUCAGAUACACCAGUGACACAAGGGUCAGAUACGCUGGUGAUUCAAGGGUCAAAUACACCAGUUACUCAAGGGUCAGAUACGCUGGUGAUUCAAGGGUCAAAUACACCAGUGACACAAGGGUCAGAUACACCAGUGACUCAAGGGUCAGAUAUAUCGGUGACGCAAGAGUUAGAUACACAAGUGAAUCAGGGGUCAGGUACACCAGUACAUCAAGGUUCUGAUACACCAAUGACACAAGGGUCAGAUACACCAGUGAUUCAGGGGUCAGAUACACCAGUGAUUCAGGGGUCAGAUACAUCAAUGCAUCAGGGAUCAGAUACACCGGUGACACAGGGAUCAGAUACAUUAGUGAACCAGGGGUCAGAUACACUAGUGAAUCAGGGGUCAGAUACACAGUUGAAUCAGGGGUCAGAUACAUUGUUGAAUCAGGGCUCAGAUACAGCAUUUAAUCAAGGGUCAUAUACAUUAGUGAAUCAGGGCUCAGAUACACCAGUGCCACAAAGGUCAGAUACACCAACAACACACGGGUCAGGUACACCAGUGAAUCAAGGGUCAAAUAUACCAAUAACACAAGUGUCAAAUACACCUAUGACAGAAGGGUCGGUUACACCAAUGACUCAACGGUCAGGUACACCAGUGACUCAAUGGCCAGGUACAACAAUGACACAAGGGUCAGAUACGCCAGUGAAUCAAGGUUCAAAUAAACUCGCGACUCAAGUUUUAGAUAAACCAACGACACCAGGGUCAGGUGCACCCUUAACUCAAGGGUCAGGUUCAGCAGUCACACAUGUGUCAGAUACACCAGUGAAUCAAGGGUCAGAUACACCAAUACAUCAAGGGUCAGAUACACCAGUGACUCAAUGGUCGGGUACACCAGUUACUCAAAGUUCAGAUACAGCAGUAAAUCACGGGUCAGGUACACCAUUCAUACAAGAGUCAGGUACACUCGUGACUCAGGGGUCAGAUACACCAGUGAUUCAAGAUCCAUAUACACCAAUGACACAAGGGUCAGAUACACCAGUGACUCACGAUUCAGAUACAACAAUGAAUCAGGGCUCAUAUACACCAACGACACAAGGGUCAGGUACACCAAUGAAUGAGGGGUCAAUUACAACAGUGAAUCAGGGGUCAGGUACACCAUUCAUACAAGAGUCAGGUACAGCAGUCACACAUAUGUCAGAUACACCAGUGAUUCAAGAUUCAGAUACACCAGCGACACAAGGGUCAGAUACACCAAUGAAUCAGGGGUCAGGUACACCAACGACACAAGGGUCAGAUACAACAGUGAAUCAGGGGUCAGAUACACCAAUGAAUCAGGGGUCAGGUACACCAACGACACAAGGGUCAGAUACAACAGUGAAUCAGGGGUCAGAUACACCAGUGAAUCAGGGGUCAGGUACACCAACGACACAAGGGUCAGAUACAACAGUGAAUCAGGGGUCAGAUACACCAGUGAAUCAGGGGUCAGGUACACUAAUGACUCAAGAGUCACGUCUCUCUGUAAAUCAAGGGUCAGAUACACCGGUGAAUCAAGGAUCCAAAUCACCAGUGACACCCUUGUCAGAUACUACGGUGACUCAAGGAUCAAGUACAUACGGGAAUGAAAGGCUGGGCGUACCGGAUAUAUCAUUACCAUCCAUAAUAUCGAAUCCCAAAACUGUUAUAACAUUUCCACCCACACCUGCCACACGUAUGGAGCAUCAGGAAGAAAGACAGGGGAUUUCACCACCGUCACUUAAUGUAACGAAGAACCUUCCAGAUCUAGAAAUCAUCAACAGCUUCGGUACCUCAAUAGCAGCCAGUGGGAAGUUCUUUCGUCGGACGGGCGAUAAGGGUGAGGGCUCCAAGGGGGCCCCGCUCAAGUCAGUGAACGCUCGGAGUGCCGUGGACUGUGCAAGUAUAUGUCAAAGGUUAACACUGUGCCAUUCCUUCUACUACGACCGCUUCACUUCCGCCACGUGCGUCAUUUAUGACGACAAAACAUAUGAAUACACAGCGUCGAUGACAGGAAUGGCGUAUUUUGUAAAGGCAGUAUAGGGUUUCGGAAAAAAAAUCGCUCAUCGACUUUCCAGAAAGCUAUGAUAAUUCCAGAGGUGUUCCGAUUGGGCUAUGACAGAUAUAGUGAUGACGUAAAAGACUUAUGUGUCAUGACAGCAGUGUGUAGCUUAACGUGCAUUAAGGAUGGUUUUAAGUGUUAAAUCAGCUGUUGGCGAUGCAAAUAUUCUAGAAUGAGUUCCGGAAAAUAAAUAUGAUAAUACAA